Messenger RNA from Anastrepha obliqua, 1056 nucleotides. Its product is annotated as tigger transposable element-derived protein 2-like. NCBI's taxonomy places the organism in Eukaryota, Metazoa, Arthropoda, Insecta, Diptera, Tephritidae. The record is from RefSeq and is a predicted model, not a curated record. The transcript has a single exon. The coding region runs from base 1 to 1056 and encodes 351 amino acids. Gene Ontology annotation, molecular function: DNA binding. Gene Ontology annotation, cellular component: nucleus.
AUGUCUGCUUAUACUUCUGGUGCGACAGAAUUCAAUACUAAGUUUGGUGAAAUGGUUAAAACAGAGGAAUUAUCUCCAGAACAAGUCUAUAAUAUGGACGAGACCGGGCUAAACAUUAAAAUGUUACCAGAAACAACUUUUCUAGGCAGUCAUGAACAGUCUGCCUCUGGCUUCAAAAAAAACAAAGAACGUAUUACAGUGGCCGUUUGUUCGAAUGCAGCAGGGACUCAUAAAAUUCCUCUUUUCGUUAUUGGCAAGUCUGCUAAACCACGGGCAUUCAAAAACUUGAAUCCAUCUUCCGUUCCGGUUUAUUAUAAGUCACAAAAAUCAGCGUGGAUGAAUUCAGACUUGUUAAAAGAGUGGUUUAAUUUGGAGUUUGUUCCAAAAGUUAAAAAACAUUUAAAAAGUGUAAACUUGCCUAUUAAAGCAAUUCUUGUGUUAGAUAAUGCUCCAACCCAUCCUCAUGACUGCGCUGUAGAUGACAUAAAUCUAGUUUAUCUUCCUCCUAAUGUGACAAGCUUAAUUCAACCAAUGGACCAAGGAGUGAUCGAAAGCUUAAAAAGACGAUACAGGCGUAAACUUGUUUCUAAAAUUCUGCAGCAUUCGGAAAGUGAAGACAAAGGUCUUUUAGAAGUCAUCAAAAAGAUCAAUAUCAAGGACGUUAUCUAUAUGUUAGCUACAGUAUUUCAAGAAAUGCCCUCUUCAACGUUUGUUAAGUCUUGGAAAAAACUUUGGCCAGAUGUUGAGAAUCUAAUUGUGAUCUCGAAUAUUACAGGGACUGAAGAAGAAGAAAACAAAUCUACUUUACAAGACCUUCAAAAGUUAUCGGGUAACGAAUCAUUACAGGCAGAAGAUGUGGAAAAUUUAAUGAUAAACUGUGACGAACACCUUGAAAAUGAAUUUUUGAAUGAUGACGAAAUCAUAGAUUUAGCAUACAAAGAACAAGAGGAAGAUGAUGAGAGUAGUGACGUUGAAGAGGAGAAAACAGUUUCUCAUGAAGAAGCCAAAAAUGUGAUGGAAAUUGCAUUGAAAUACAUUGAGCAGCAACAUGAGUAA